Botrytis cinerea B05.10 is the source of this 1003-nucleotide messenger RNA. RefSeq lists its product as hypothetical. Gene Ontology annotation, biological process: tRNA processing. The record is from RefSeq and is a predicted model, not a curated record. Gene Ontology annotation, cellular component: nucleolar ribonuclease P complex. The transcript has a single exon. Lineage: Eukaryota; Fungi; Ascomycota; Leotiomycetes; Helotiales; Sclerotiniaceae. The coding region runs from base 121 to 708 and encodes 195 amino acids.
GGUCUAAUAAGGUUGAUAACUCUCAAGCGCAAACCGAAAAUCAAAAUUUAUCCUAAUCUCUCCUCACACAACGCGUCAGAACUUCAGACUCCUGAUUCUCCAUAACAUCUCAUAAGAAUCAUGGCAGAUUUAGAAUUAGCGGCGCGUCUACGAUAUUUGAAUGAGUCGGCACAUUUCCUGGCAACAUCGGCACCUACUACAUCAAAAUAUUUAGUGUCGCAAUGCAAUUCUCUAAUGUUUGAUCACGAAAUUGAACCACCGGAUUUUUCCAAACGAAAAUCAUGCAGUGCUUGCGGGACUAUUAUGUUAUUGGGCUCGGAAGGCAAAUUGGAAGUCAAAUCGCAAAGCUUCAAAAAGAAGCCAAUUCGAAAAAGAGCGAAGGGGGGUUCUAGGGUGGAAAAGGCGAUGAUAUAUACAUGUGGUUCUUGCAACAAGAUGACCAGAAAUCGUCUGGAUUCAGCUCCCGUGAUAUCUAGGUCGAAGAAGGGUGCAGUUCAAAAUGGAGCUGUCUCUCAAACGGUUCCCUUACCGGCGCAGACUUUGACAGCCAACACCAUGGCGCCGCCUUCUAUGAAUGCAAGUAGCAAGAAAAGGGCCAAGACGCGCAAGCUCGGUGGGCUUGGAGCAUUGCUAGCAAAGCAAAAGGCAUCACAGAUAAGCUCAUCCGGGUUCGGUCUUGAUUUGAUGGAUUUGAUGAAGAAGAGUUGAACGUUCCAGCAUGUCUCCUCAAAUUUGCCCGAGAUUGUGAUCAAGAUGCAACAUGUAUCAAUCAGAUAUGGGCGGAAAAGUCGUCACUGUGGGAUAUGCGUACUGUGUCCCCCACGCCAUGGUAUUGUCAACAGAAACACUACGGCGAUAUGUGGCUCCCUCUGAUGGACGUCAAGUUCUUGAUCCGGUCGUGAGGACUCCAUGCAUCAAGAAUACGACGAUAAGACAGACACCCAUACACCCAUACACCCAAUACAAACUCCUCAUCGCGAUAUAACAUUUUUUCCUCGACCCA